UCAUGGCUUCUUCAACACCAGCUGUUAAGGGGUCGGAGUUUAUAGCCGAAAGCAUGCCGGACGCGCUUAGGCAGAGCCGAUACCACAUGAAGAGGUGCUUCGCCAAGUACAUCGAAAAGGGAAGAAGACUAAUGAGACUUAACCACUUGAUGGAUGAGAUGGUGAAAGUCAUUGAGGACAAGGUUGAGAGAAACCAUGUCUUGGAAGGUGUUCUUGGCUAUAUCUUGUGCUCUACUCAGGAAGCAGUUGUAGUCCCUCCCCAUGUUGCCUUUGCCAUAAGGCCAAACCCCGGUUUCUGGGAAUUCGUUAAAGUCAACUCCGAAGAUCUCGCAGUGGAGGGCAUCAGCGCCACGGACUACUUGAAAUUCAAAGAAAUGAUCUAUGAUGAGAAAUGGGCAAAUGAUGAAAAUGCAUUGGAGGUUGACUUUGAAGCAGUCAACUUCUCUGUUCCUCACUUGACGCUCUCUUCCUCGAUCGGAAAUGGCGUCAGUUUCGUUUCAAAGUUCAUAACUUCGAAGCUAAGCGGGAGAUUGGAGUGCGCGCAGCCGCUUGUGGAUUACUUACUAUCAUUAAAUCAUCAAGGAGAUAAACUUAUGUUAAAUGACACUCUAAACACUGCUUCCAAGCUUCAAAUGGCACUUCUUGUAGCUGAUGUUUACCUCGCAGCACUUCCACAGAAUACUCCCUACCAAAACUUUGAGCUAAGGUUUAAAGAGUGGGGUUUUGAGAAGGGAUGGGGGGAUACUGCAGAAAGAGUAAAAGAGACAAUGAGAUUCCUCUCAGAAGUACUUCAAGCACCGGACCCGUUACACAUGGAGAAUUUCUUUAGCCGGAUUCCGACGAUAUUCAACGUCGUGAUUUUCUCUCCUCAUGGCUACUUUGGCCAAGCAGAUGUUCUUGGAUUGCCAGAUACUGGUGGACAGGUGGUCUACAUUUUGGAUCAAGUGAGAGCUCUUGAAGAAGAACUGCUUCUGAGAAUCAAGCAACAAGGGCUAAAUGUCAAACCACAAAUUCUGGUGGUAACGCGUCUCAUACCAGAUGCAAAAGGAACCAAAUGCAAUCAGGAGUUGGAAGAGAUCAUAGGCGCCAAGUACUCUAACAUCCUCAGGGUGCCAUUCAAGACAGAGAAGGGGGUUCUCAACCAAUGGGUUUCUCGUUUUGACAUCUAUCCUUAUCUCGAGCGAUAUGCUCAGGAUGCCACAGCCAAGAUCCUUGACCACAUGGACGGCAAGCCAGAUCUUGUUAUUGGAAACUACACUGAUGGCAAUCUGGUUGCUUCCAUUAUGGCUAAAAAACUUGGCAUAACUCAGGGAACUAUUGCACAUGCUUUAGAGAAGACCAAAUAUGAAGAUUCAGACCUCAAGUGGAAGGAAUUAGAUCCCAAGUACCAUUUUUCAUGCCAAUUCCUAGCUGAUACCAUUUCCAUGAAUGCAACAGAUUUCAUUAUAGCAAGCACAUUCCAGGAGAUUGCAGGAAGCAAGGAUAGACCAGGACAAUAUGAAAGCCAUGCUGCAUUUACUCUCCCGGGGCUAUGCAGAGUUGUCUCGGGCAUCAACGUCUUCGAUCCCAAGUUCAACAUUGCUGCACCUGGCGCCGAUCAAUCGGUCUAUUUCCCUUACUCGGAGAAACAAAAGCGAUUCACAUCGUUUCAUUCUGCUAUUGAAGAGUUGCUUUAUAAUAGAGAGGAUAACAAUGAACACAUUGGAUAUCUAGCUGAUAGGAAGAAGCCUAUAAUCUUCUCAAUGGCAAGACUUGACACCGUCAAGAACAUUACGGGAUUAACCGAGUGGUAUGGGAAAAACCAAAAGCUGAGAGAUCUGGUUAACCUUGUCAUUGUGGGAGGAUUCUUUGACCCUUCAAAAUCAAAAGACAGAGAGGAAAUGGCAGAGAUAAAGAAGAUGCAUUCACUGAUUGAGAAGUACCAACUCAAAGGUAAGAUCAGGUGGAUAGCGGCGCAAACUGAUAGGCUGCGCAACGGAGAACUCUACCGGUACAUUGCCGACUCAAAGGGUGCUUUUGUGCAGCCUGCCCUGUAUGAGGCAUUUGGUCUUACAGUCAUAGAGGCAAUGAACUGCGGAUUGCCCACUUUCGCAACCAACCAAGGAGGGCCAGCAGAGAUCAUUGUCGACGGAGUUUCAGGUUUCCACAUCGACCCCAACAAUGGGGAUGAGGCAAGCAACAAAAUCGCUGAGUUCUUCGAGACAUGCAAGAGGGACGCAACGUACUGGAACGAGUUCUCCGCAGCUGGUUUACAGCGCAUAAACGAAUGCUAUACCUGGAAGAUAUAUGCAACAAAGGUGGCGAACAUGGGAUGCGUUUACAAUUUCUGGAGGCAGUUGAACAAGGAUCAGAAACAGGCAAAGCAAAGAUACCUCCAAAUGUUUUACAGUCUCUUAUUCAGGAAACUGGUGAAAAACGUGCCAAUUCCAAAUGAGGAGCCUGAACAGCCUGCGCCAAAGCCGGCUGCCAAACCGCCGCCAACACCAGCACCAAGCACGAAACGUUCACAGUCACGAUUGCAAAGGUUGUUUCGAGGUUAAUGAACCAACGUACCUGCAAGCUUAGCUUGGUCCAUGUUAAAUGCAUGUUUUUUCAUGUGUUUUCGGAGCUUAAUUUCUUAUUCUUAAUUACGAGACUAUACAAAUAAAGUGGACUUUGAAGAAUUAUUUGUUUUUAGAGAUCUUGGGCUUUCUUUGUAAUAAGGGAUUCACUGACU
This is a messenger RNA of Morus notabilis, 2716 nucleotides long. Its product is annotated as sucrose synthase 5. The coding region runs from base 3 to 2540 and encodes 845 amino acids. Gene Ontology annotation, molecular function: sucrose synthase activity. Gene Ontology annotation, biological process: sucrose metabolic process. Lineage: Eukaryota; Viridiplantae; Streptophyta; Magnoliopsida; Rosales; Moraceae. The transcript has 15 exons. The record is from RefSeq and is a predicted model, not a curated record.